GUUGGAUCAAGAAGAUAAAAGACAGACACUCAGGAUACUCUAUAUAUGAUAACAAUGGAGGAUAGCCUACCCGAUAACCCAUUAAAGAGAGGGCCCUAUACACUGUAUUAUAAUAAGAUAAACAACAACAUGACAGCCGUUUCACAGGACAACAGCCGUUUUAAUCUGCUGGUUGUGAGGACAGUGGCGAUGUCAAGCGUAGUGAUACUUGUCUUGGCGUAUGUCGGGAUUACCGUGUCACAGGAAACUAACAAGCCGGAUGUAGCCGACAUGAUAGCGGACUGUCGGACAAUAUGUGGUGAUACCUUCUACAAUUGCCUUAUAUUUGAUUGUCAAAGUGAUAGCGUGCUCUGUGAUAAACGAUGCACUAUGUCUUUUCGCGAGUGUUACUCUAGCUGUGAAACAUUCCGGGUGGACAAAGAACCAAGUACCCCUUUUAUUGAAAACGAAGAACCAUAUAAAAGUAAUGAUAUGUGAAAUUAAAUUAAUUAUAAGUUGCUGAAUAGUAGAAAACAAGUAUAUAAACCGAUCGUUGUAGAUGAAAUGGAUGUUUUUAAUUACUGUCUAUCAAUUAAAAUGGGCAUGGCCAUAAUGUUUUGUUAUCCCUCCCCCCUUUAAAUGUUUAAAAUGGUUUUAGCAUGGCGUUUUAAAUACUCAAUCAAGAUUUGAGAGUCAUUCUUUGAGCUAUAAGAGAGAUACAAAGCUCGCCUUCAUUUCAUGUCCGCAAAGCUCAUAUUAUGUUUUGGUUUACAUUUUAAAAUUCCAAGGUUUAGACCUUAAAUGAACGCGACAAACGUUAGAAACUGCUUUUGUAUGUUCAAAACAAUUUAGCAGAUAAAAAAUAAUGCUUCAAAGGUUACUUUUACUGGUAUUUUGAGCCAUUUGUAAACAAAAACAUGACAGUUUUAGUUAAAUAGCAAAGAAUUGUGAGCUCUGUAUUUUUGUUAUAACUCUACGUAUGACACUCAAAUUUUGGUUGAUCAUUAGAAUAACAUUGUAUAAAAUACUUACAAAUUUUUGUUACAGAAAAUAUGUUGUUAAACGUUUCCAGGUGCAUAUAUUAAAAAAACCCAUCAAUAAUCAUUAACAAAUCACUAACCACCGCGUUUUUACUUAUAAUGUGUUUAAGUGAAUUUAUAAAUAUGAUCGUUUAUAUAUAAAUAGAGUGUGAUAACUUUCAUAUCUUUGAAAACCAUGGCAAAUAUGUACUGAGCUAUGUAGACUCCGGACCGUGUCUUUAGACAUUGAUAACUAAGUAUUUCUAGCUAUUUAGAUGUUUGAAUUUAAAGAACAGUCUAUCAUAUCUACCUUUUUCUUCCCCUCUUUCGUGACGGUUGUCUGUUAAUGUUUCAGUACGUAAAGUACUUCUUUUAUGAUGUUGUUUGUAUGACAGAGAUUUCUCUCAUUACGUUUGUAACAUUGUAUUACAAGAUCACCUUAUAUUCACAUUUUUCACGGUCGAAUAUGUUUGAAAAAGAACCUGCCUUGAAUUGCAAUAAGAACAUUUUUAUUUGAACAUAAAACUUUAUACACCGUGUGAUUUUUUCAAAACAGCAGUAUAACAAAAAUCGAAACUGAAACUAGAUUUCCGUGUUUCUGAAGUUCAAUUCAGGGGAAAUAGUUUAUGUCUUACAUCGUUUUCCCCGAAUUAAGCAGCUCACAGGACUUUGCUUUUUAUCUUUAAUCAAAAUUUCAACAACAAUUGAACGUUAGAUAGAAAAAAUUCAUUUAUUACAUAGCACCAAAAACAUAUAUAUGAACAUAGGCCUAGGGAUUUAGAUUUCCCAAAUAAGUAACAGGUCAAAAACAAUUUUUUCUUGAGAGAGAUUGGAUCAAACACAAACGUUUAGAAAACUUUAUAUGAGGAUUCUUUCAUAGUUAACUCACCAAUUUGUACUACAAUAGUUCAUGAGAAGAAGAUUUUUAAAUAUGUACACUACAUUUAAUUAUUUUUUUUAACUUAGAAUUCAUCUUUGAGCCCAA
Molecule: messenger RNA, 1983 nt
Organism: Magallana angulata
Lineage: Eukaryota; Metazoa; Mollusca; Bivalvia; Ostreida; Ostreidae
Exons: 2
Coding region: 46-477 (143 amino acids)
Source: RefSeq, a predicted model, not a curated record